Molecule: messenger RNA, 2021 nt
Organism: Amborella trichopoda
Lineage: Eukaryota; Viridiplantae; Streptophyta; Magnoliopsida; Amborellales; Amborellaceae
Source: RefSeq, a predicted model, not a curated record
UUUUCAUCCCUUUAUUAUAAUUUUUAUUUUAUAUUUUUUCGUCCUCUUUCUAUCUUCACUGCAUCACCAUCUCCCAUGUGGAGAAGGACCGUGGCACCAUUCUAAUAAAAAAGGCGAAUUUGAGAAUUUUAUACCUUACAUUUUAAUAACUCUACCAUAUAAUGUCAUGUCUUAGAUGUGUUAAAGUCAUUAUGCAUUCACUUAGGAGCUUUUUUCAAAGACAAGACUCUGAAACUCUCCUAAGGAAGGAAUAUCGAGAGAAAGAAAUAGCCCUUGAAGAUAGGCAAUGACCUAGGAGAGACAAGGCCCCAAAUCAACAAGAUCUUGGAUCCUCGGUUUAGAUAGAAACAAAUAGAAGAAAUGGCGUAGACUACUUAAAUUCGUGUUUUAGCCUUUAAGAGCUUGUUUCUUAUUUUUGUUGGGCCUUAUAUUUCCACUUCUUCACAACACAUACAAACACCUUUGUUGGGGAUUUCUUGGUAACCCAAUACUGCUUGCAAAGUAUUUGACACACUGUCACAAAGCCAAAUAACUCUACUCCAGUGUUUGCUUGGAAGUUGAAGCAGAAUGACCUCCGAUUAUAAAGUGCGUUUAUGAGAAGACUAAUCAUGGUCAUGGGUGCUGAUUUUGGAGAUGAUUUACCGUUGGUGCUUGAUGCUCUAAGAGAGAAAUAUGGCGGAGAAUCACAUGAAUUUAACAAUGAUUACUUUUUUCUGUUGCUUCAGAAGAUAUAUUCAUGAAACAGUGGUGAAAAAUGUGAAGAAAACUCCUAUGAGAGGAAUUCGCCAGUCUGCUUGCCUUGCUGCGAAAUCAAAAGCUCAAGUUGGAGUAGUUAUUUCUGAAAAUCCUGCAGAAACAGUCUUGUUAAGAAGUGAUGAUGACAGUCCUGGACCUGCCGAAUUUCAAUCUUUCGCCAGGGUCAAGGAAUGCUCUAAAUCUCACGAAGAUAGUUGGAACGUGCAUGGCUUGGGAAACACACGCAGAAAAAAGGAUGUGGCUUUUUUGCUCAGAAAAGAAAGGCCGCUUCAGAAAACUAAACUUGCAAGUCCGGAGACUUUAAUGCUACUCCAAGGAAUCCCUGAUACUGGGCAGUUGCAGGUGUGUUCAGCCAUGGUGGCACCAUCCACACUUGUCAAACUCACGGUUUCUUCUUCGUCAAAUAUGUCUCUAAAUCACAGUGAAUAUCAAAGUAAAAAGUAGUAAGUAGCAACAAUGAUAAUCAAGUGAGGGAAAUCUCCUUGAUAAGUGGACUUUUGAGUUAGUCGUCUCCUUCUGCCUUUUGAGAUCUGCUGACACUGACCCAUGGUUUCUUUCACCUUGAUUGUCGCCUAAACUCGAGCUUAAUGAUUCGGGUUCAUCAGUCAAUCAGCAGAGGAGUUGAACUCAAACACACCAACCAAGUAGAGAGAGAAGUAUAGACAGGUGGACCAUGGGAUUUUCUUCAUGAGAACAAAGUUUGGUCAUCAACUCAUCACUGUAAGGAGAGAGACGGAGGUGCACCUCGGUGGUCCUACAAAUGGAGAGACAGAGAGAGAGAGAUGGACAAGGUUAUUUUUUAAUGAAAACUAGGAAUUGGAUCAUCAACUCAUGACUUAUACAUCGGAGUGGACCGUGGGAUUUGUUUAGUGUUUUGGAUCAUGAACUCAUCAUUAUAAGUAGCGCUAGAGAUGGAGAGAGAUGGACAAGGUUUUUAUAAUGAAAACAUGGAUUUUGGACCAUCAACUCAUUACUUACAUAGAGGAGUGGACCAUGGGAUUUGUUCAGUGUUUUGGACCAUGACCUCAUCACUAUAAGUAGGCGUGGCAAUGGGCUGGGCCAUAACUCGCUGUAGCCUAGCCCUAUUCCCUGGAGGCCCAAGUUUGGCCCUGGCCCUGAACGGGCAAGGAGCAGCGCAAAAUUAAAGAAAAAUGGUGUAAAAAAUAAUAAAAAUGGCUGGGCUGGCUGAACUGGGCCAUGCCUGACCUAGGCCCGGCCCUUAGGCCACAUUUUGUGGCCCAGGCCCUAUCAUGGCCAGGCUAGUU